Cryptotermes secundus is the source of this 849-nucleotide messenger RNA. Its product is annotated as general odorant-binding protein 72. Gene Ontology annotation, molecular function: odorant binding. The coding region runs from base 161 to 583 and encodes 140 amino acids. The record is from RefSeq and is a predicted model, not a curated record. The transcript has 7 exons. NCBI's taxonomy places the organism in Eukaryota, Metazoa, Arthropoda, Insecta, Blattodea, Kalotermitidae.
AACUGUGUGGAGGGAGCAUUCCAUUCGUUUUCCAUGUGAAGACGACAGAGAGAUAAUAAACCUCGCUUGCUUGGAACCAAUGAGCAUUGAAAUUUUCGGUAUAAAGUUGUGAAGGUUUGUUGCUGAGGCCUCAGUGACUGCAGCGGGCAACAGAGACGCAAUGGGUCUGCUUCCCAUCGCCAUAAUCCUUUCUGUCGCCCUGCGGCAGACAUCUUCUGUAAUAAUAAUGGCACGGCAGGAAUUAACCUCAAAGUUGGUUAGAAGCAAAUGCCAACCAGAAACCGGCGUCUCCACAGAGGCCAUUGAAGGAGUUCCUGAAGGAAAGUUUCCAGACGACAGAAAUUUGAAGUGCUACAUGAAAUGUGCAAUGACCAUGACCUUAACGAUGAGGGACGGAAAGCUGAGGACAGACAUUGCUCUUUCUAUGGCUGAGAAGCUGAGUGCAGACAUCAAGGAUAGGGUCAUAGCUGCCAUACAAAAGUGCAGCAGCGCGGAUGACGGGUUGACAGAUCCCUGCGAGGUUGCCUUCACGGCAACAAAAUGCAUACACGACGCUGACUCUGAGAUUUUAUUCUUCCCGUGAACGGGUCUUCGGACUUCGAAGGUUGUCAACGGAGAGAUACUCAUUCUCCAUUGAUGCUUAGAAAUGUGCGCAGAAGCGCGUUUUUGACCCUGCCACGCACCUUGCACCAAACACGAUUAUUAUAAGCAAUUAUCUUCGACGAAAAUACAAUGUGGACCAAGAGGAUGAAUCGAAACACACCAUAUUAAUUUUGGUAUUAGGGUUGUGUUCAAUUAAAUUGUAGAAAAUAAUUAUUGCCUCUUAGAACGUUGUAUUUCAUGAUUUUG